AUGGGAAACCCACCAGUAAUGAAUCGGUCCUUUAUUAAGGUUUUGGCAGCUUUAUUCACAUAUGCCAUGGAGACAAACAACUUCAGAAUUGUGGAUGCCAAGGAGCACAAUUCCAGAUCAUCCACCAGCAUGUCUCCAUCAGACUUUCUAGACUCACUCAUGGGUCGCACGUCCUUGUAUGAUGCUCGAAUAAGACCCAAUUUUAAAGGUCCACCAGUGAAUGUUACCUGCAACAUAUUUAUCAACAGCUUUGGUUCUAUCGCGGAAACUACUAUGGAUUACAGAGUGAAUAUCUUCCUGCGGCAGAAGUGGAAUGACCCUCGACUGGCGUAUAGUAAAUACCCAGAUUCCUCCCUCGACCUGGACCCGUCCAUGUUGGACUCCAUAUGGAAGCCCGACCUCUUCUUCGCCAACGAGAAAGGGGCCAACUUCCAUGAUGUCACCACAGACAACAAGCUGCUGCGGAUCUUCAAGGACGGGACUGUCCUCUACAGUAUCAGGUUGACUCUCAUCCUGUCCUGCCCGAUGGAUCUGAAGAACUUUCCGAUGGACGUCCAAACUUGUACCAUGCAACUGGAAAGUUUCGGCUACACCAUGAAUGACUUGGUCUUCGAGUGGCUGGAGAACGGUGCGGUGCAGGUGUCAGACGGGCUCACGCUGCCUCAAUUCAUUAUGAAGGAAGAGAAGGAACUGGGAUACUGCACUAAAUACUACAACACUGGUAAAUUCACCUGUAUAGAAGUCAAAUUUCAUCUGGAGAGAGAGAUGGGGUACUACCUGAUCCAGAUGUACAUUCCUUCCCUCCUCAUUGUCAUCCUCUCGUGGGUGUCUUUUUGGAUCAAUAUGGACGCUGCUCCAGCCAGAGUGGCGCUGGGCAUCACCACUGUGCUAACCAUGACCACCCAAAGCUCUGGCUCCAGAGCUUCUCUUCCAAAGGUCUCUUACGUGAAAGCCAUUGAUAUCUGGAUGGCUGUGUGUCUGCUCUUUGUAUUUGCUGCAUUGCUGGAAUAUGCUGGGGUUAAUUUUGUCUCCAGGCAACAGAAAGAGCUCCUUCGCCUGAGGCGAAGACAAAGGAGGAAUCACAAGGAUGAUGAUAUGCGUGACGGCCGCUUUAAUUUAGCUGGCUACAAUAUAAGUCAGUGUCUGCCAACGAAGGAUGGCUCAGCGGUCAAGAACGCCGCUCCAGCUGCGAACCCUCAGCCAUCCGUCCCCAAGGACAUCGACGCCAUGAAGAAGAAGUUUGUGGACCGGGCGAAGAGGAUAGACACCAUCUCCAGGGCCGCCUUUCCUAUGGCAUUCCUCAUCUUUAAUAUCUUCUACUGGGUCACCUACAAGAUCAUCAGGCACGAGGACUAACAUUAAAGACUUAACCUUUGACAAACAUUUGUUUUUUUCAUUUCUCAGAUUGAGAAAUGCUUGGAAAGCACAGUGAGAUGAGACGGACCCAUGGUGAGGAUGAGGGCUGUGUUCUUUCAGGGAUAAUAUGUCAUGUUCAUGCAUCAUACAGUAAUGCUCAUGUUCGGAUAUUGAGAACAGUUGGAGACGCUGAUAAUUUGUGUUGCGGUUGUAAUAUUUCCUAACAAAUAUGGAAAAAUGUUUUUAACUCGAGGCUUUGUGACACGCUGGAGAAGACGGACCAAUUUUUUUCUUAAUCAAUUUUGCCUCGGCAUCUGUACAAGGAACAAAGAAACAUUCCGUGGAUUUGAAACCGUAAGGUAGACACUCUAACACUUUUUGUGAUUGCUUUCAAAAGAGUAUUUCUUGAGGAUGUUUAGGACUCUUUUGUGUUGUACUAUUGUCAUGGCACUUCCUCUCUGUUUAUACAAAAAUAAAGCAGCAUAACGUGCGGGCAGAAAGCUCACACACACACUGGUCAGACAUUCGGCAGCAGCACACAUUUCUGGCAUGAGCGUGAACAAAGCAGAUGAAAUUCUGGAAUCGGGACUUGGAUACUGAAUUUUUAUGAAAUACCUGAGGCCUUACGAAUCAAAGAUUUGGAGAGAUGAUGUGCCGUGCUUCUCUGUUUUUUCAAGCAUCUCCUCUUGUUCAGUGGUCUAUCAGAGCUGAAUGCAGCGUUUGAUUUUUUCUACCUUUCUCCAGAUGUCCACUUGUUAUUUGGUGUAUUAUAAAUCAUAUUCUUGGACAUGGGAUAUCACUUAAAAUCAAUGUAAGUUUAUUCUAAAGGUAAAAAACGUCACAAUUAUCCUUUCCAUUCUAAAAUGAUUUAAACAAACUGUCAUGUUUCACAGGCUAGGUCCUUAAAAAAACAACGUCCACAAACUGUGAACACGCAAGCCACAACUCCAUCUUGUCAUACGUCCAUAUCCACAUGAAUUAUUUCAUAUUCCAGGUGAAUAGGCAGGCAUCUUACGUAUAGUUUUAGAGUUUGAGCCGAUGUUUUUUGUAGAUUUAGUCUGAUUAAAUAUUUAUUGUAAUGGAGGAAAGUUUAUGUUUCUAAAAAAAAAAAUUCUGUAUUCUUCUUCAAUCUCUGCUGUGGCCAGUUUCCCUUCACGUUGUGUGUUUGUUGCUGGAUGACGACAUGUGUUUGUCGGUGGAUUCAACAGUGAAGGAACUGCAUAACAUUCAUGGUACAGAGCAGCUCGUCCUUGCACUCCACAAUGAACUCCUUUCUUUAAUGCUAUUCCUGAAAAUAAAUGCUUAU
Molecule: messenger RNA, 2662 nt
Organism: Pseudoliparis swirei
Lineage: Eukaryota; Metazoa; Chordata; Actinopteri; Perciformes; Liparidae
Gene: glra2
Product: glycine receptor, alpha 2
Exons: 9
Coding region: 1-1356 (451 amino acids)
Biological process (GO): chemical synaptic transmission; regulation of membrane potential; signal transduction
Cellular component (GO): neuron projection; plasma membrane; synapse
Molecular function (GO): chloride channel activity; transmitter-gated monoatomic ion channel activity; glycine binding
Source: RefSeq, a predicted model, not a curated record